CGUGCUGACUCUGAAGGGACCCAAGAUGGCCGAAAACUCAAKGGGGGCACUUAGCAAUUAUCAGAGCUACACGUCUGGAAUGAAUGACGAAUAGCAGUGUGAUGUAAAGCGCAGCCUUGAAGUAAAUAUUAUAUUCCAGUUUGUCGGUUUGCACGGCUCUUCGUGUGCCCGAAUAAUGAGUCGGGAGAGGACAGGUCUCCCCGCGGCCCCGAGCCAGAACAUGGCGGAACACUUGGGGAAGAAAUACAAGCUAACUAGCGUGAACUGGCGUAAUAAUUGAAAACGACAAUAGGAACGCGCUGCUUGGAUUUGAAACGGUGUUUUCUGGUCGCAACUAUGAAAUAGUGUCAUCGGUGCCGAGCUGUGGUGAGUUUCUUUCUAAAGGUGGUGGUUUUCGGUUUUAAAGCUAGCAUGUCUGGCUAGCGUUACCUGCAAGCACAAACUGUACCAACAAGAGGGCAUUGUGUUUUCUAAUCAAGCGGUCGUAACUUACUUCAGCUACGUGUUAGGACUAAGUAAUGCCUUUCAGCUGUUUAUAUUUGUCAAUUUUAAGUGUUGUUAUCUUGCUUCACUGAGCGGAUUUAGUGUUUUUUCGUGGCGCUCUUGCCUUUAUUUUAUUUUUAUUUUAUCCGCGGGAACAGCUCGUUUAAACUACGCAAAUAAAUCAGCAACUAAGUGCAAAAUCUACCGAGGGAACCUCACUGGACGCGGCUCUACUUUGAAGUUGCUUCCCCGGUCCCCCUCAAAAAGUUGCCACCGACGCGGUAAACAGGUGCCGAAAGUAAACUGAAGUUGUGGCCAAAGACCCAAGUCAGGUAGAUCACCUGCCAGGAUGACGGACACCCGCCGACGAGUCAAAGUCUACACCCUGAACGAGGACAGGCAGUGGGACGAUCGUGGGACCGGUCACGUCUCCUCGGGCUACGUGGAGCGUUUGAGAGGGACUUCUCUCCUGGUGCGAGCAGAAAGUGAUGGUUCGUUACUGUUGGAGUCCAAAAUCAACCCAAACACAGCCUACCAGAAACAACAGGAUACCUUGAUAGUAUGGUCAGAGGCUGAAAAUUAUGAUCUGGCGCUCAGCUUCCAAGAGAAGGCGGGAUGUGAUGAAAUCUGGGAGAAAAUAUGCCAGGUGCAGGGAAAAGACCCGUCAGUGGACAUAACGCAGGAUGUGGUGGAUGAGUCUGAGGAGGAGCGGUUUGAUGAGAUGUCAUCGCCCGGUCUGGAGUUGCCACCGUGCGAAUUAAACCGGUUGGAGGACCUCGCCGAGCUGGUGGCGUCCUCGCUGCCGUCCCCGCUGCGACGCGAGAAACUGGCUCUGGCGGUGGAGAACGAAGGCUACAUCCGCAAGCUCCUGGAACUGUUUCGCGUGUGCGAGGAUCUGGAGAACAGGGAGGGACUGCACCAUUUGUACGAAAUCAUCAAAGGCAUCUUCCUGCUGAAUCGCACCGCGCUGUUUGAGGUGAUGUUUUCGGACGAGUGCAUUAUGGACGUCAUCGGCUGUCUGGAGUUCGAUCCGGCGCUACCGCAGCCACGGCGGCAUCGAGAGUUCCUCACGAAGACUGCUCGAUUUAAGGAGGUGAUUCCCAUUUCUGACCCCGAACUGCGUCAGAAAAUACACCAGACGUACCGGGUGCAGUAUAUUCAGGAUAUGGUGCUGCCCACGCCCUCUGUUUUUGAGGAAAACAUGCUGUCCACCCUGCACUCCUUCAUCUUCUUCAACAAGGUGGAGAUCGUGGGCAUGCUACAGGACGAUGAGAAGUUCCUGACAGACCUUUUUGCACAGCUAACAGACGAGGCUACAGACGACGACAAAAGACAAGAACUGGUAAACUUUCUAAAGGAGUUUUGUGCAUUCUCACAAACGUUACAACCUCAAAACAGAGACGCCUUCUUCAAAACGUUGUCAAACAUGGGCAUUCUUCCUGCACUGGAGGUCAUACUGGGAAUGGAUGAUGUCCAGGUGCGUGGGGCAGCCACAGAUAUAUUCUCUUAUCUAGUGGAGUACAACCCCUCCAUGGUACGAGAGUUUGUCAUGCAGGAAUCUCAGCAAAACGAUGACGAUAUUCUCCUCAUCAACCUGAUCAUAGAACACAUGAUCUGUGAUACAGACCCAGAGCUUGGUGGAGCAGUGCAGCUAAUGGGCUUGCUACGGACUCUGUUGGAUCCUGAGAACAUGUUGGCUACUGCAAAUAAAACAGAAAAGACAGAGUUCUUAAGCUUUUUCUACAAGCACUGUAUGCAUGUCCUGUCAGCUCCACUAUUAGCCAACACCACAGAAGAAAAGCCCAGCAAAGACGAUUUUCAAACAGCCCAGUUGCUCGCCCUGAUUUUGGAGCUGCUAACGUUUUGUGUUGAGCAUCACACGUAUCACAUCAAGAACUACAUCAUCAACAAAGAUAUUCUCAGGAGGGUACUGGUUCUCACUGCCUCUCAACACGCCUUCCUGGCACUAUGUGCCCUGCGCUUCAUGAGAAGGAUUAUUGGUUUGAAAGAUGAAUUCUACAAUCGCUACAUAAUGAGAAACUUCCUCUUUGAGCCAGUCGUCAAGGCCUUUCGAGAUAAUGGCUCACGCUACAAUCUCAUGAACUCGGCCAUCAUUGAGAUGUUUGAAUAUAUCCGUGUGGAGGACAUUAAGUCCCUCACAGCUCACAUAGUGGAGAACUACUGGAAGUCUCUGGAGGAUGUGGAUUAUGUCCAGACGUUCAAAGGCCUAAAGCUGAGAUAUGAGCAGCAGCGAGAGCGGCAAGACAACCCUAAGCUAGAUAGCAUGCGCUCCAUCCUGCGGAAUCACCGCUUCCGUCGCGACGCACGGACAUUAGACGACGAAGAGGAAAUGUGGUUUAACACAGACGAAGAUGACCUGGAGGACGGUGAAACAGUUGUUCUGCCUUCUGACAAGAUGAAGAGUGAAGAAGACCUCAUGGAGCCAAUUAGCAAGUUCAUGGAGAGAAAGAAAUUAAAAGACCCAGAGGACAAAGAAGUGUUGGGGAAGUCCAGUUUAGGCAGGCAGAAUCCUAGCUUCAAGCUUUCCUUCUCCGGAUCCACUAAAACCAGUCUCUCCAGCCCUCCUCCCAGUGCCUCACUGAACCCUGGUUCUCCAGGAUCACCGGGGUCUCCAGGCUCGGGGGCAAGAAACUCUCCUCCCACCACAACAGUAACCACAAAGGGAGGUUUAGUGGGACUGGUGGACUAUCCUGACGAUGAUGAAGAGGAGGAGGAAGAAGAGGA
Molecule: messenger RNA, 3228 nt
Organism: Austrofundulus limnaeus
Lineage: Eukaryota; Metazoa; Chordata; Actinopteri; Cyprinodontiformes; Rivulidae
Gene: ppp4r3a
Product: SMEK homolog 1, suppressor of mek1 (Dictyostelium)
Biological process (GO): DNA damage response; protein dephosphorylation
Cellular component (GO): nucleoplasm; protein phosphatase 4 complex
Molecular function (GO): protein phosphatase activator activity; nucleic acid binding
Source: RefSeq, a predicted model, not a curated record